Molecule: messenger RNA, 1335 nt
Organism: Penicillium cataractarum
Lineage: Eukaryota; Fungi; Ascomycota; Eurotiomycetes; Eurotiales; Aspergillaceae
Product: succinate--CoA ligase (GDP-forming) subunit beta
Exons: 6
Coding region: 1-1335 (444 amino acids)
Biological process (GO): tricarboxylic acid cycle; succinyl-CoA metabolic process
Cellular component (GO): mitochondrion; succinate-CoA ligase complex
Molecular function (GO): metal ion binding; ATP binding; succinate-CoA ligase (ADP-forming) activity
Source: RefSeq, a predicted model, not a curated record
AUGUUCAAGCUCGCCCGCGGUCGCCCAAUUGCCGCGGCUCUCAGGGCUGCGACGGAGUCCUCCGUCUCUUCCCGUCUCGCUCAGCAGCAGAAGCGUAACCUGUCCAUCCACGAGUACCUGUCCGCCCGUCUCCUGAAGCAGUACGGUGUCGGUGUUCCCAAGGGCGAGGUUGCUACUACCGCUGAGGAGGCUGAGAAGGUCGCCAAGUCUAUCGGUAACGAUGACAUGGUUAUCAAGGCCCAGGUCCUCGCUGGUGGCCGUGGUAAGGGUACUUUCGACAACGGUCUCAAGGGUGGUGUCCGGGUGAUCUACUCCCCUGCCGAGGCCAAGAUCUUCGCCAACGAGAUGAUCGGCCACAAGCUCGUCACCAAGCAGACCGGUGCCGCUGGCCGUCUCUGCAACUCCGUCUACAUUUGCGAGCGCAAGUUCGCCCGCCGCGAGUUCUACCUCGCCAUCCUCAUGGACCGUGGCACCCAGAGCCCCGUCAUCGUCGCCUCUUCCCAGGGUGGUAUGGACAUUGAGACCGUCGCCAAGGAGAACCCCGAUGCGAUCAUCACCACCCCCAUCGACAUCCACACUGGUGUCACCGACGAGAUUGCCCGCACCAUCGCUACCGACCUCGGCUUCUCCGAGCAGUGCAUCGAGGAUGCUAAGACCACCAUCCAGAACCUGUACAAGGUCUUCAUGGACAAGGACGCCACUCAGAUCGAGAUCAACCCCCUGUCCGAGACCUCCGACCACCAGGUCCUCGCCAUGGACGCCAAGCUCGGCUUCGAUGACAACGCCGAGUUCCGCCAGAAGGAUGUCUUCUCGUGGCGCGACGUUUCCCAGGAGGAUGCCGAUGAGGUCAAGGCUGCCGAGUUCGGCCUGAACUUCAUCAAGCUGGACGGUGAUAUUGGCUGCCUGGUCAACGGUGCCGGUCUUGCCAUGGCCACCAUGGAUAUCAUCAAGUUGAACGGCGGUAGCCCCGCUAACUUCCUUGACGUCGGUGGUGGUGCUACCCCCGCUGCUAUCAAGAGCGCUUUCGAGCUCAUCACCAGCGACCCCAAGGUGUCUGCCAUCUUCGUCAACAUCUUCGGUGGUAUCGUCCGCUGCGACGCCAUCGCCCAGGGUCUGAUCAACGUUGUGCAGGAGAUGGGUCUCCGCACUCCCAUCGUUGCCCGUCUCCAGGGUACCAACAUGGAGCAGGCUCACAAGCUGAUCAACGAGUCCGGCCUGAAGAUCUUCUCCAUCGAGGACCUCCAGAACGCCGCCGAGAAGUCCGUCCAGUUCUCCAAGGUCGUCAAGAUGGCCCGCGAGAUCGACGUCGGCGUCGAGUUCACCCUCGGCAUCUAA